AUGUUGGACUUCAUGGAAAAUGUGCAACAUGCAUUCUAUGAGGCUUCGCAUUGGAAUCUGGACAAUUCCUAUGGCACCUUGAACGCGACCGCGCGAGCAUUGCUCGACUUCCAGACACCUAGGGGCCUGAAACUGCAGCUCUCGUCCCUUGCCGCCCCCAAUUUUGCGACAUCGUACACCCUAGGCAACGUAGGAGUGGUCGACGGCUCCGUGUCUUACCUGUACUCGUCCCUGCCGCUGCAGCGAAAGUUGAAUAGUUCCGAACUAGAUUUGCACAAUGUCAUCAGAGGCUACAGGCAGCUGCAAGAGCUGCGACGGCCUGACGAGGACUGGUGGUGGGAGAUUUGGCAAAGCGGGAAGCGCAUAGACCGGAGAGACACUUUACUUUAUGGCCGCAUAUUCCUCCCUCAAUCUAGACUCGAAGCACUAUAUCUCCGCCGCCUGACACCGACCCGGCAGCUGCGCGUGAACGCAGUUAGCGACUCAAAUCUCAACAAUGGCGGGACUAUCCUUACACUGCUGCAGAACGACUAUGGCAAAUAUAGCACCGAGUACAUGUACAGCACUGAUUCCGCACUGAUUGGAUUACGCGGUCUUUACAAUUUUGGCCCCGACCCCAGAGUUGCGCCUACACAACCCACAACUGCUCAGCAGGUGGCUGAACCCAUGCACGGCCGCUUCAGCGCCGGAGCAGAACUCUAUUAUGGAUUGCUGAACAAGAGUGGUGGCAUAAGCACCGGCUUACGUUUUGCGACAUUACCAAACCACCGUGGCUUCCCAUAUACCAUGACACUCACGUUAAAUCCGUUGAUGGGGAACCUUUCGUCGACCUACGCGGUCAAAGCUGGCCCCAACCUGGCGCUCUGCUCCCGCUUCGAUUUCAACUUUUACUCCUAUGAAAGCGACCUGCAGCUCGGCUGCGAAUUGUGGCGACGCCGCAGCAACACCGAUGUCGACUGGGCGUCCAAGAAGAUACGCCCAGACUGGACGAGGCCAACGGUUGCACCCGAUGACGACGUUUCCGGCAUCUUGAAAGCCCGUGUUGAUCAGGAGUGGCGCAUUGGAGUGCUGUGGGAGGGCAGGAUCAAAGAGCUGCUGUUCACUCUCGGCGCGAGCCUGGACCUCAAGAAGAGGGAGCAAGUAUUCCGGGCUGUUGGUAUCGAGCUGCAGUACUCCUCGUGA
This is a messenger RNA of Didymosphaeria variabile, 1182 nucleotides long. RefSeq names its product Mitochondrial distribution and morphology protein 10 (gene MDM10). NCBI's taxonomy places the organism in Eukaryota, Fungi, Ascomycota, Dothideomycetes, Pleosporales, Didymosphaeriaceae. Bases 1 to 1182 code for a protein of 393 amino acids. The transcript is spliced from 3 exons. Gene Ontology annotation, biological process: mitochondrial outer membrane translocase complex assembly; phospholipid transport; protein insertion into mitochondrial outer membrane. Gene Ontology annotation, cellular component: ERMES complex; SAM complex. The record is from RefSeq and is a predicted model, not a curated record.